Molecule: messenger RNA, 594 nt
Organism: Ustilaginoidea virens
Lineage: Eukaryota; Fungi; Ascomycota; Sordariomycetes; Hypocreales; Clavicipitaceae
Exons: 3
Coding region: 1-594 (197 amino acids)
Source: RefSeq, a predicted model, not a curated record
AUGCUUUCAACAAAUGCACUCGGGCGCUACGCUAUAACCAUGACUGCCAAGCCCAUUAUGCCAGUCGAAUUUACGGCUGGAAUGGACGAGGCUCACGCGAAGAUGGUUGGGUACAUUCGAACUGGAAUCUCCGCCCGCCCGAGUUCUCGCCCAAUCAUGCCCAAGACCAAGUUCAAGAUCUACAUUGCUGUACAAAAAGGAGACCCCGUGGACUUCUCGAAAUACAGGCACACUGGCAUCUGGUGUGUACCCGAGGAUGGCUCGUCGCAUUACUACUACCAUGUGAAGGGUUUGACUGGCGAGUUCAUCUUCGAGCGGCGAAAAAAUUUCGACCCAACAGCUUCGAGAACCUUCGCCAAGAGAGUCAAGGUUGGAACGACGAGGCAUUCACUGACUCCUUCUGAGCUUGCAAUCCAGAUGGAGUCGGUCCCGGUGGCAAACAAUGAUCCCGAAUUCAAUUGCCAGCAGUGGGUCGAUUACGCCCUGAGGGCGCUCUGUCACGCGAAUUAUCUGACGGCGGAGCAAUACAGCGCCGGCCUAAAUGAGAUGCUCGACGCGGCAAUGGAGGCUAAAGAUGAGAGCUCGGCAUAUUGA